Musca vetustissima is the source of this 786-nucleotide messenger RNA. RefSeq names its product BTB/POZ domain-containing protein KCTD5 (gene inc). Bases 10 to 654 code for a protein of 214 amino acids. Lineage: Eukaryota; Metazoa; Arthropoda; Insecta; Diptera; Muscidae. Gene Ontology annotation, cellular component: cytoplasm; Cul3-RING ubiquitin ligase complex. Gene Ontology annotation, biological process: protein homooligomerization; proteasome-mediated ubiquitin-dependent protein catabolic process. The transcript has 5 exons. Gene Ontology annotation, molecular function: cullin family protein binding. The record is from RefSeq and is a predicted model, not a curated record.
GUGAUAAUCAUGACCACGGUUAAUAUUAAUACACGCAAAAGUCCAAAUGUUCUGAAAAAACAAGGCACUGACCAGUGGGUGAAACUAAAUGUGGGUGGCCAAUAUUUUCUCACAACAAAAACAACACUAUCCCGAGAUCCUAAUUCAUUCUUGUCACGAUUAAUACAAGAGGACUGUGAUUUAAUAUCCGAUAGGGACGAAACUGGUGCCUAUUUAAUAGACAGAGAUCCCAAAUACUUUGCACCGGUCCUUAAUUAUUUACGUCAUGGCAAAUUGGUCCUGGAUGGCGUAUCAGAGGAGGGAGUACUUGAAGAGGCUGAAUUUUACAAUGUGACACAACUGAUAGCAUUGCUCAAAGAAUGUAUUCAUCAUAGGGAUCAGAGACCACAAACAGAUAAAAAGCGUGUUUAUCGUGUACUGCAGUGCCGUGAACAAGAAUUGACACAGAUGAUCUCAACACUAUCCGAUGGCUGGCGAUUUGAACAGCUAAUCAGUGUGGGCACACAAUAUCAAUUAAAUUAUGGUGCAUUUGAUAAUAAUGAAUACCUGUGUGUGGUCUCCAAGGAAUGCGGUACAACUCUGGGCCGUGAAUUGGAAUUAAAUGAUAGAGCCAAAGUGCUGCAACAGAAAGGUUCACGCAUACUUGGAAUUUAAAAGCAAAUCAAACAAAUCAAAAUACUGUGCGUUAGUAGAGAAGAGCAAGACACAAACAAUGUUGUACUAUCACCACCACCACCCCGCCACGUCCUCUUUGUCCAUAAUAAAAACCAACAACAACAACACUCC